This is a messenger RNA of Mizuhopecten yessoensis (Yesso scallop), 11498 nucleotides long. Its product is annotated as protein dachsous-like. Lineage: Eukaryota; Metazoa; Mollusca; Bivalvia; Pectinida; Pectinidae. The coding region runs from base 700 to 10650 and encodes 3316 amino acids. The transcript has 20 exons. The record is from RefSeq and is a predicted model, not a curated record. Gene Ontology annotation, biological process: homophilic cell-cell adhesion. Gene Ontology annotation, molecular function: calcium ion binding. Gene Ontology annotation, cellular component: plasma membrane.
UUGGCGACUGCCUGUGUGUAGAACGGUAGGCUUGUAUGAAGUCGGACGGCUUCUUGUGUUUACUAUGAAGACAUGACUUGAAACACCAAGGAAAAUGUAGUGUGUGGAUUACUUUCAAAGUGUAGAAGAGGAUUUGUACAAUUUCCGUUGUGAAAAUGACUUUUUACAAACAAGAACGGUGAAAAAAUGUACACCGCUUGAUAAUCUCUCGUGCGGUUGUGUACGAUACACAAACUGCUCAGGUGUGUUUGUAUACGAGUCAGGCCAAAGGAGCUGUUAGCAGUUGUGAGACAUGGGUGAACUUAGCGUUGUGUUUGGUGUUACCUCGUCAUAAAUGGUGAGAACUAGAAUGAAGUUACUUACAAUAACUUCGUGUUGUGUUUGAAAUGAGUUGUAUAUUGAAUAAUAACAACAUUGAGGCACGUGAACCGUCUGAAAACGGGCACCUGACAUACAAUUAGACAAGAAUUGAACUACCACAAAUUGGAUUAUAAGGAGAGAAAAUAUUUAAUUUUCAGCAAUCAAAAGUAAUUUUUAUCCAUAAAGCUUUAAAAUUGCUCCUGCCAAAUAAUUUCAACAUUAAGAAAGUUGCCAAUAUUGUGUAUUUAAAAAAGUAUUGGUAUGUACAUGUUCUUAAUUAUGACUUCUAAAUUAAUUGAUGUUCAAUUAUAGUAAAUAUCUAUAACUAUUUCAACAAGAAUGGCAGUAUCGAAGAAGAUGGGGUUGUUUAAAGUUUUCUCCAUUCUGCUACUACCCUUAUUUUGUGGUGCUCAGGAUAGUGAAACAACACAAAGCUUUAUGAUUGAUGAAGAGAAACCUAAUAAUUCUUAUGUCGGGACUUUAGGCGAGGGGCUUGAUGCCACCUUUGGGCCGCCCUAUACAUUAAUGCCUAAUGGAGAUAGUUCUGGUUUGAAAAUUGAUCUUACGAAUGGAAUUAUAACAACAGCCUCAGUUUUGGAUAGAGAAACUAAAUCUGAAUACAACUUCAUUGUCAUGUCCGUGCUGAACGAUAAACUAAUCCAAGCUGAUGUACAGGUACGGGAUAUAAAUGACAACAAACCCAGAUUCAAUGUCAGCAGUAGAAUCGAACUUUCCGAAAGCGCAAAUACUGGUUCUUCAAUCCACAUAGGAAGCGCUAUUGACGACGACACAGGUGAUAACGGCAUUGUUUCAUACGCAAUAACUUCUGGCAAUGAAAAUGGAAAUUUUGAAUUAAAAGGAAAAUUAUCAAAACCGUUUUUAUACCUGGAUCUUGUUAUAAAAAAGCUCCUGGAUUUUGAGAACAUUUCAAAUUAUGCACUAGUUAUUAGUGUCGUUGACGGAGGUCAGAAAACAGGAAGUGUUAUGAUACAAAUUCCAAUUUUAGACGCAAACGACAACCCACCAAAAUUUGAUUUGAGUCGUUAUAGUGCGCAGGUAAGAGAAGAUCAACCUGUUGGCAAAAGUGUCCUGAAGGUUUCAGCAACUGACCAGGAUUCCAUGGAAAACGCAAGGAUAACAUAUACUAUGGACUAUCAGAAAGAUCCUGAAAGGCAUUUUAAUGUUGAACCAACAACCGGUGUUAUUCGUGUUAACAAACCUUUGGACUACGAGAAAACCCCAGCCUUCCAACUUUCUGUUAUAGCCUCUGAUAAUGCUUCGGAACCUUUGAGAGAUACAACAUCGGUCGAAAUUAUUGUAAUUGAUAUUAAUGAACAACCUGCAAAUGUCAAUCUGUUGUUUCUCUCAAAUGAAACCACAGCAGGGCAUAUUCCCGAAAACACCAAUGUAGGUACACCUGUCGCAAGAAUUUCUGUCAGUGAUCCGGACAACCCCAACGUAUAUUACUCUAAUAUCACUGUUACCCUACAAGGUGCAGAUCCUUAUUUUGGAUUGGAAACCAGCAACAAUGUAACCUUCAUCCUUUAUGUCAAAGCCGGACUUGACAGAGAAAGUUAUCCGAAUUUCAAUAUAACCAUUCUUGCAGUAGAUGGUGGAUCGCCACCACUUCAAGCUACAAAAUUCUUUACACUUUGGAUUGACGAUAUAAAUGACCAUGCCCCACAAUUUACGCAAAGUAUUUAUGAAGCUUCAGUGCUGGAACAGGCCCAAGAGGGCUCUUCAGUCAUACAGGUUCAAGCCUCUGACCAAGAUAUCGGUGUUAACAGUCAACUUACAUACGGAAUUAAGUCUCAUCUCAACAAUUCAAACUGGUUCGAAAUCGACCCCUCGUUAGGAAUUGUGAUUGUUCGAGCUCGGGAUACUAUCGACUGCGAAGAGAACCCAAAUCCGUGGAUUAUUAUUACUGCAACAGAUUCAGGAUCACCGCCACGAACAGGAAGUGCAACUGUCAAAAUUACUGUCCUCGACGUAAAUGACAUGCAGCCACAGUUCGCGCACACCUACUAUCAACAAAUAGUACCAGAAAACGUUCAAGUUGGAAGCUGUAUUCUCACGGUGUCAGCAGAUGAUCCGGACUGUAAUGGGAACACCCAGUUGACGUAUCAGCUCUCCAACUCCUCCGUCCAGACAGAUGACAAAUUCAGCCUCGGGGUUUCCUCCGGUGAACUCUGUGUUAAGCGGUCCCUGGACUACGAAACCCAACACAGUUACACCUUCCAAGUUUUUGCUAUUGAUAAUGGUGGUUUGACGGGAGACACAAGGGUUCAGAUUACAGUUACUGACAUCAACGACAAUCGUCCCGAGUUUUACCCACGUAACUACAGUCAGAAUCUUGACUUCAUUGAGGCCACCAAUCCAAGCAAGGACAUUGUGACAGUGGUGGCUCAUGACAUCGACAGUGGCAACUAUGGCCGCGUGUUCUACCGCAUCAUUGCCGGCUCUCAGGGCGGAGCUUUCACCAUCAAUGCUCAGAGUGGUCUUAUCUCGCUGUCGGCCAGUCUACCGCAAGAGGAGAAGGUUUACGUGGUGGAGGUGCAAGCAUACGAUGGUGGCGGUCUCACCUCGCUCCACGCUGCUACAGUCCAUAUCAGUGUCAUGGGUAGUGGCUCUCCACGCCCCUCAUUUGAACGUGCAACCUACAGCUUCUCCGUACCUGAGAAAGCUGCCCAAUCAAAAUUGGUAGGACAAGUGUUGGCGACAGUCACCCCCAACAGUGGACAAGCCAUCCAUUACUCCAUCACCUCUGGUGAUGUGGACAACCACUUCUACAUCGAUCGGCUGUCGGGCAAAAUCUUCACCAACAACGACCGACUGGACCACGAACAAACUCCAAACUUCCUCAUCAUAGUAAUGGCAGAGACUGAUAGCCCGCCUGUAUUUGGUAAAACACAGGUGAAUAUAUCGGUGGAGGACAUUAACGAUAAUGCUCCGCAGUUCUACACCCAAGAUGUAGACAUCCACGUCUGGGAGGAUGAGGACAUGGCUGAGGUCCUCUACAAGGUCAUCGCCACAGACAGGGAUAGCGGACAGAACGGCACGGUGCGCUACAGUCUUGUCGAGAACCGUGACUCAACAUUUGUCAUUGACCAAGUCGGUGGGGAAAUUCGGCUACAGAAGUCACUGGAUUACGAAGAUAUCAAAUCCUACACUUUGGUCGUCGGGGCACAUGACAUGGGUGUUCCACCCCUAAGCACAAAUAUGACUCUGAAUGUGCACGUAACAAAUAAAAAUGACAACCCUCCAACCUUUUUGAAGACAUUCUACGAGGUGAAUGUCGUAGAAAAUCUGUCACUGAGUGCAACCUUCUUAGAAGUACAGGCAAGUGAUCGAGACAUGGAUCAGAUUUCGUACUCUCUUCAGGAAGUGAGCAACAUUUUCGGGAUUUGGCCAAACAAUGGACACAUGUAUUUGAAAAUGCCGUUGGAUCGGGAGGUGCAGCAUCUGUACCAGCUGUUUGUAAUUGCCAAAGACAAUGGAAAGCCAACACAGCUGUCUGCAACAGCUACUGUGCGAAUUCUUGUCACGGAUGCUAAUGACAACAACCCAGAGUUUUCCGACAACAUAUAUAUUUUCCCCGUGUCUGAGGAUAUUGCGGCCAGGACUGUUGUUGGAUCAGUAACAGCGACGGAUCAGGACAUUGGAGACAACGCAAAGUUAGAGUAUGCCUUUGUUGAUCACCAAGACCAUUUCAUCAUCAAUACGUACAAUGGUGAAAUAAGCACAUCCGUGGCUCUGGACCGAGAGGCGAAGAGCACAUACACAAUAACCGUGACAGUACGAGAUUUCGGAGUUCCGUCCCUCAGUGAUACUACCAUGGUUAAGAUUGUGUUACUAGACAUCAAUGACAACACUCCUCAGUUUGCGUCCGGUCACAUGGGUACAGUGAUGGAGAACAAGGCCAAGGGCACCAACGUUCUUCAAGUCCACGCAGUUGAUCCAGACAAUGAGGAGAAUGGCACGGUUUCCUACUUUUUCAAUGAACAAGGUUCCAAUGCUGUAUCUUUGACACAUUUUGAACUGGAUCCAAAAUCAGGAUGGAUAACAACUGCAGAAGUGUUGGACUAUGAAAAAAGCACAGAAUACCACCUGGUUGUGGUGGCAAUGGACUACGGAACACCGCAAAUGUCCUCGUCAGCCACCAUCACAGUCAGUGUCCUUGAUGAUAUCAACGAAGGUGACAUCAACGAGGACAAAAACUUGACCAUAGACCUGGUAGAAAACACCCCAGUUGGUUCCAUUGUCGGCAGAAUCAGGCUGCACCAGACGGAUAACUCUAAAGUUUCCUACUUUAUAUUUGCCGGAAAUGAUUUCGAUUUAUUUUCAGUAAAUAAAACCAACGGAGAUAUAUAUUGUAUUAGGGAUAUUGAUUACGAAGUAUCGUCAUGGCACACAAUCGGAGUCCAUGCCAUUGACGCAAGUCUUGUUUUCCCACAAACAAGCACAAUCAAAGUUAAUAUCAAUGUUCUAGAUGAGAAUGACAAUCCGCCAUUGUUUGAGAAAGACCCAGUCAUGUUGAAAAAACCUGAAAACCAGCAAAUCGGACAGAUUGUGUAUAUUUUCUCGGCAACAGAUCGUGAUUCUGGUGUAAACGGCUCUAUCACCUACUCCAUACAGAAGCAAGAACCAGAAUUUGACUUUUUCAGUUUAGAUGCUGUAUCUGGAGCUUUGAGAAUUAAAUCUGUGAUUGAUUACGAACAGACAAAGAACAUAGCACUGUUAGUACGUGCGGAGGACAACUCCCCUUUUGCCACUGACCGCCUUCACUCGACUGUUGUAGUCCUCGUCUCCAUUGAAGACGAAAACGACAAUAGGCCUGUGUUCAAGAGUUACUCCCCCUUGCAUGUGUUGGAGAAUGUGCCCAUAGGUUAUGCCAUUGUUAAGCUUUUCGCUGUGGAUUUAGAUGACAAUGUUGAUAACAGCGGUAAUGGUGUUGUAUCAUACAAGAUCGUAGAUGGAAAUGAUGGCUCCAAAUUCGCUCUGGACUCGCACACAGGGAUGUUGUCGGUCAGUCAUGAGCUGGAUAGAGAGUCUAAGGAGAGUUACACACUGAACGUAAGUGCAACAGACCGGGGUAUGCCUCAACAUGUGACCUACCUAACACUCAACAUCGUGGUGGGCAACGUAAACGACAACCCGCCCACUUUCUUCUCCAAGAGUGUGUACACAGUCGAGAUCAGCGAGAACAACAGUCAAGGCGACUUCCUCAUGGCCUUGACCGCCACCGAUUCUGAUCAAGGCGAUAACCAGCAGAUAACAUACAUGCUGCCGCCAGGAACAGCCGGGGGAAAGUUUGCUAUCGACUCAAAUACAGGUGCCCUCACUGUGACAGCUGUUCUGGACAGGGAGGAACAGAGCUCCUAUGAAUUCACAGCUUUUGUUUUUGACAAUGGCAACCCUAUGCUGUAUGACACUGCCAAAGUGAUCGUGAAGGUGACGGACGUCAAUGAUCAUGCACCAGUGUUCCAACAGAGCAUUAUAGAGCUGAGGAUACCAGAGAACAUUGACCUUAUGGCAUUUUAUACAGUCAGGGCACAGGAUCUGGACCAGGGCAACAACGGAGAGGUUUCCUACUCUAUCACAGAUGGUAACAUUGGUAAUCACUUCAGCAUUGACCGUGUCACUGGUCAGUUGUCCUGUACCUACCUUGACAGAGAGGACAGGCCCAGUUACAACCUAACCAUCCAGGCUCAGGAUGGUGGAUUCCAAACCACGACCAUGGUCAUCCACAUAAUCGUACUGGACGAGAAUGACAACGCACCAACAUUUAUCCAGGACAAGUACACAAAACGAAUGAGCGAAGAUGUCCAAAUCGGAACGAUGGUCAGGUUGGUGUCAGCUACUGAUAGAGAUGAGAAUGGAAACGGCCGAAUCACAUACUCAUUGGGAAAUGACACAGACGGCAUGUUCAAGGUUGACAGCGUGACAGGAAACAUCACAACCACCAGGCAUUUUGAUCGUGAGAAAAAGUCAAAGUACAUCUUCAAGUUGGUGGCCGAGGACAACAGCCAGUACAACAGGAAGAGCACAACUGCUACAGUAGAAGUCACCAUCGACAAUGUCAACGACAACUCGCCAAUCUUCCAGAACGUCCCAUACAUCGAGACUGUAAACGAUAGUGCGUCAUCAAACACAUUUAUCGUCAGAGUGACAGCUGUUGACCUUGACCUUGAUCAGAUAAACUACAGCCUCAGUAACACAUCCGGAGAUCGUUCCUUACGAUAUUUCAGGAUAGAAGACAACAACGGUGAUAUUUACACUCGUCAAUUUACAUCCGAGGCAAAGGGCUAUCACUAUCUGCAUGUGAUUGCCAAAGACUUGGGAUCGCCGUCUAGAACGACAACAACUGUUGUACAGAUCAAGGUGGGCACAGACAUACACGAACAUCUCCAGUUUACAGAACGAACUUACUACGCACAGGUAGCCGAAAACUCUGACCCCGGAACCCAGGUAGCCAAGGUAACCGCACAGGUCAUGGAGGGUACAGCACAGGGGAACACACAAUAUACCUUUCUGGAAGGAAACAGUGACAACAUAUUCUCCAUAUCUGGCUCAGGUGACAUCACUGUCAUCAAUAAUGAGAAAUUGGAUUACGAGACUUACGACAAAGUCCAGCUGCUUGUGUCCGCAAAGAAUGGCGGUCUUCCUGCAUACACCUUGGUGGAGGUCAAUAUCCAGGACACCAACGACAACGCUCCUUUGUUUGCACAAGACCCCUACUACACCUUCAUCAGGGAAGAUGUUCUUAUAGGAACCACAGUGUCUCAGGUUAUAGCUACGGAUCUGGACAGCACGGUGAACGGAAUGAUAUCCUACAGUAUCCUACAGCCAAAUGACCAGGACCUAGUGUUUGUCAUUGACGACAGUGGACACAUCACGACCCAUCUCCCACUCGACUUUGAGAUCGUCCAACAGUAUCGCCUGCAAAUUGAGGCUGUUGACAAAGGCCAGUCCACACUGACAGGAACAUGUAUUGUGACAAUUAAUGUGGUGGACAUUAACGACCAAUACCCGAAGUUUCCACCUCCACGCCAGGAAAAUGUCACUGAAACAACCCCGGUUGGAUCUCAGAUCAUGAAGGUGACUGCCAAUGACCAGGACACUUUCCCACCACUUCUCUAUGACUUCGACAACAAUGGUAACCAAGAUGGCCGCUUCGCUAUAAACAAAUUCACUGGCGAGAUCAUCCUCGCCAAACCGGUGGACCACGAAGGAACAAAUCAUUACAGAGUAGCACUGAAGGUUACUGAUGGAAAUAAAACAGCUACAACUGUUCGAGAUCUGUACAUCAUGGAUGUCAACGACAAUUCCCCCAUGUUUGUUCAAUCAAGUUACCAGGCUUCUGUAAAGGAGAGAACCGUGGCAAACACACUGGUGCUGAGUGUAACGGCCAGUGAUUAUGACAGUGGAUUGAAUGGCGAGAUCGUCUACAGCAUUGAGACAGACACGGACAAUGGCUUCACUAUUAACCCAUCCACUGGUGCCAUAACAACCACCAGGGAAGUCCAGUUCGACCCUGACCAGCAGACAAUGCAGCUCACCGUGAUGGCAAAAGACAGAGGUCAACCAGUUCAUUCAACAGCCACAUUUGUCCAUCUCCUUAUAGAGCCUGUAAACAACAACGCUCCUCGAUUCUCUUCCUCUAGUAGCUCUAUCAAUGUGAUGGAGAACUCCCAGAUUGGUACAUCUAUUGCCCAACUCAUUGCCACAGACACCGACGCCUACCAGACCAUCAGCUACUCCAUACGCUCGGGCAACGACAACAAUGCGUUCUACAUAAGCCAUUUAUCUGGUGAGAUCUUUGUUAAUGGAAAGAUUGACAGAGAGGUUAAAGCAGAGUAUGACCUUGACAUUGUGGCGGAGGACAACGUAACACCAGUUAUGAGAGGAUCAAUCCUGCUGCAUGUGACGAUAGAGGAUGUAAAUGACAUGGAGCCUCAAUUUGGACAGACCAAUUACACUGUGUCGUCAUUGCUUGAGACCUACCCGCCAGGCACCAGCUUCUUACAGAUGCUGGCUAGUGAUGGUGACCUUGGAAACCAUGCUCGCUUACAAUACAACAUUAUCUCAGGAAAUGACGCCGAUAUAUUUGAAAUAAAUAGCUCCACAGGAGAGUUGAAAAUUGCCGCAUCUAAAAGUUUGGAUUACGAACGUCACACUAGUCACCGACUAGUUGUUCAAGCAACAGACUGCAUGGACUGUAGCGUAGAUGUUCCUAGGUUGUCUGGAAUGACAGUAGUGAUUGUUGAUGUUUUAGAUGUCAACGAUCACUUUCCCGAGUUUCCUGUUCCAUUUUACUACACAGUGUUUAAUGAGGAGCAGGCGGUCAAGACACAAGUCUUCCAAGCCGUAGCAACCGAUGGAGACGCAGGUAAAUAUGGAGAGCUUUCUUACUCCAUCAGUGACGACAGAUUCUUCAGGAUUGAUCCCCUAACUGGAUGGGUGUACCCAAAAAUUGUCUUCAACAUGGAAAACCUGCCUUCAAAUUUAAAUGAUGUUCGUGGUAGCUUUUCCUUUAUGGUUACUGUCAGUGAUGGAAGAAAUGCUUCUGUAGGGGCAAGGGUCGUCAUUGGCGAUGUCGAUGAAUUCCCUCCGCAGUUUUCCAAAACUGAUUAUGAUUUUACUGUGAAGGGUAACGCAGGCGUUGGAACUGAAGUUGGACAAGUGUCAACCAAUGAUAAUGACCAAGGCUCGGCUGGAAUUCUCUACUACUUUUUGAAUCGUCACAACGAUUUUUUCGAUGUCAACAUCACCUCUGGAAUGAUUUAUGUUAAACUGGGAUUCAACUCAAACCCAGGAAAUCGCCGUCGCAGAGAUGCUAACCACUCGCGUCACAAAAGAUCCUUAAAUGAUGCCGAUAAAACGCUCAUUGUUGAAGUAAAAUCAGCUGUUGCAAACUCGCGCUCAAAAAGUACGGUUGUGACUAUAGAUGUGGACGAAUCAUGUCCAGGAUGUAGAAUUAUACUUGAACCUGUUGUAGAAACACAAGGCUUUGGAGGAACACCUAUGAUAAUUGUGAUAGUCUUCGCGGUUGUAUUGGUCAUUCUCGUUAUUGUUGUUGUGGUGAUAUUUGUCCGGUACAAGAAGAAAAGUAAGAAACCAGUGGCACAGGUUUACGAUGCUGCAGAUUUCAACGCAUUCGAUUUCUCACCAAGUUCAGCUCAAACGGGAAUUACUUACAGUGAGCCUCCAAGCUACAGUCGUUCUAAUUCUAAUAAUGUCACCUCGGAGAUUUCGGAGCAUUCCCAUCAUUCUGUGUCCAGUGGACGAGGGUCAGUUGAAGCGGAAGAUGACGAGGAGAUCUGUAUGAUAAACGCUCUACAGUCUGAUCUGAAUCAGUCAAGCGGCUUCAGAAGUAAAAACAUGCCCGACUCAGGGAUACAGGAUGAUGACACUACUUCCGAACCUUCAGUUCAAAAUUCUAAAGACUAUUUAGCCAGACUUGGCAUAGACUCUUCGCAGAUACCAACGAAAAAUAAAAAUACCUCGUUUUCAGAGGAGUCUUUACCGCCAUUUUCUGAGGAAGACGGUGGGUUAGAUACAGUGGACGAUCCACUUGAAAUAGACUAUAAUAGGCUGGGGCCUGUGGAAAAUGACGCGGGACCCGGCAUCAGUGUGAUCAGCGGUAACCAUCACAGUCACCCGCAUGACCUCGGCUUCCACGAGCCGGAGCACUACGCUCAGCCGGGCUCUAUGUCAAGUGUGAUAAACAGUGAGGAGGAAUACAGUGGCUCCUACAACUGGGACUAUUUGCUGGACUGGGGGCCACAAUAUCAACCCCUUGCUCACGUGUUUUCAGAGAUUGCUCGUCUCAAGGACGACACAAUCCAGCCUAAAAAAAGGCCAAUACAGACAGUGCCACAGACUAAUAGUGUCAGCUCAUUAAAACCUCAGGUGAAAAUGAUUCCCCCUCCCAUGAUUACGAACGCUCCCCCGCAGGCAAUGUCACAGCCUGCCAAUAGUAGAUCUAGUCAGAGUAGCGGAGGAAGCAGCUCGUAUAAACCUCCGCGUACAUUAGCCAACAGUAACAAUAUCAAAAACAAUGUCUCGCUCCCUAGCAAUGCACGUUCACCCAUCACAUAUGACGGGGGCUUUAACCCUCCUCUCACGCCAUCGUUCACACCGUCUUUGUUACCACUGGCGACGGGAGCACCAGGCACAUCCAGUCAUAAUGGACACAAUAUACCUAGCAGACACCAAAUGGGUGUCCCUGCUGGACAUCAGCUGGUUAUCUCCCCUCCUCACGAGUGUGAACAGGAGCUACGGAUUUAGGGAGAUGGCCAAUUUUGAUUGAGACUUCACAAUAGUUUAUAAAUACUGAUGUAGGUCGGAGUUUAUAGGUUAAGUGAUUCUAGUUGGUCAUGUGACAUGAACAAUGAUACAAGUGGUGUUGUCUUCCAUAAGAAUCAGUCGGAGAGAGAACCCUGAACGAUUGACAGACAUUUAUUCAGGGAGAUAUUUUUAUCAGAACAUUUUUUGUAUGGAGGUAUGAAAUAUCUCCAGUUUUGUAAUUCAAAAUGCAUUAGCAACAAACAAAUACAGCUGUGAUAUGAUUUUAAUGCAUUUUUAUAGACUAUGAUUUUUGUUUUAUCUGUAGAAUUGGACAUAUUCAAAUUUUGUGGGCCACCUGCAAAAUUUGAAUAAAACUGAAGGUCCAUUAAUUGUUAUCAAAAGGGACGCAGAUGUUGAAUGUUCGCAAUUUGUACAAGACCUCCCAGUUAUCUUAAAUUCAUAAAUAUAAAAAAAGCAUCUUCUGUCUGCAAAAACAAAAUGUGAUGGAUUAACACUAUCACAUUUCUUUUUCACUGUUUUCCCACAAUUAAGCCUGUACAAGUCAAUUAAAGUGUGAGAUGUUCGGACAUCCAAAACCCGAACAUCAUAUACAAAAAGUUUGCUUCACAUGACAUUAAAGGUGAACAACGACCAAAUGCUAAAAACUAGAUGGCAUGGAUAUUAUGUUUUAUACAGUGUAUAGAGAGAUAUAAAGUCUUAAGAAAACAGGAUAUUAACAGAAUUAAGUGGAAUCCAAUUUUUAAGAAGUUAAUUAUGCUGUUACCUCAAUCAAUUAAUUUCUCUUAAUUGUACUAGCUUAAUACAACUAAGUAUAUAUGCAGGUCAAU